Molecule: messenger RNA, 1213 nt
Organism: Toxoplasma gondii ME49
Lineage: Eukaryota; Apicomplexa; Conoidasida; Eucoccidiorida; Sarcocystidae
Product: Toxoplasma gondii family C protein
Exons: 3
Coding region: 361-885 (174 amino acids)
Source: RefSeq, a predicted model, not a curated record
UGGAAACUAAACGCAUGUGCCUUAACUGCCUUCAACAGAGCUCCGCAAUUCUAUACGCAUAAAUAGAGAUGGCAGACGGAGUCAGUCAGUUUGACUCAAGCCAUCGUAGGUAACGUUGUCGGCCGAGAAUCCGUUCAUGAAUUGAAAAACGGAGAACACUUCCCUGGUGAGGCAGCGUUAGUCCCCCGUGUGUCUCUACGGAUAGCCGUACAAUCUUCCCGCGGAUUCUAUACCGUUUUCUGGAUCAAGCAGGAAUUUGUGAUUGUUGUCCCUUCGUCUUGAUGAGGUUCACCCCAAACGGUGAAGCAUACAUCCAGGAGGGUCGUCGCAUCUGGGGGGUUGACUGGCGGUGAGAAGAGAAUGAUGCAUUUGAUUCAGAAGAAAUGUCCGGGGUUCCCCCCCGGUUUCCAGCUCCCCUGUCGACUGAAGGCGAGACGUGGGCGGCUAUUCCGUCAUGAGUCGUGCACAAUGCUGUUCUCGGUUGCACUGUGCCUGACGGCUCUUGCGUCCUUCGUUCCUUUCGAGUGCUCUACACGUCGGAUGCGCACAGCAUGGGCGAACUCCGUUCUGGGUCUUGAGACGGAUCCUGAAAGGGGUGGUACGUACAGCGGUGCUACAGAACUAGACGGCGGUGCUACAGGAGUAAACGACACAUCUCUCGACAUGGUGCGUGAUACAAAUGCCGAAACACCAUUGGGAGAACGGAGCAAACGUCCAAGCGUCGCCGCGCGUCUUUCAAAGAUACAACUCUCCGGACAACGUCGUCGAAUAGUGGCUUCUGGAAUCCUUGCAAGCGUCGUGCUUGCUGUCCUCCUCGGCACCAUCUUUCUCAACUCGGGCAGAAAUUUGCGUAAAGCAACUACGCCAGCUUCAAGCGCGGCGUAAGUUACGGACUGCACCACCACGCUGGUCUAGCAACUCCACGUCUCCACACACAUUUUCAGACGGAGUGCAAGCCGUACGGUUGCCAUCUACCCUGAUUGCUGUGGUGGUUGCUAAACUUCUUUUCUGUAGUUUAAUGCCAGAUAGCGACGUCUGUUGGGAGUAGUGCGCAUGCAGAUCGCCAUGCAUGAUGAUGGACGGCUGGAAGCACAGGGGCUCGAUAUUCGCCGGUCACUUCGCACCAUUCACGCUCGUGAGGGCUUGCACCUCAUGUGUGUUGUUCCCAUCUUCAUGGAUCCGUCUCCACCAGACUGCAGGUAAGCACCACCGG